GGGGUAGGGGGGGUUUACGCAAACGACUCCAGUGUGAUCCGACAGGCCAUGUGGACGUCUCUGGAUAUCUGUUGAGUUUCCUCAGUUUUUUCUCUCUCAACAACUUAACGGUAAGAAGUGCUUUGGCGGUAACGGAUUAGAAAUGUGUCGUUUCUGAGAUCGGCGCGUCCGUCCGAGUGUCAUCUCUCUUCUUGUCCCGCAACCUUUCUUGUUCUCUCCCUUCCCAGGGGGGAAAGAUGGAACAGCCUCACCAUUAGCGUCCAGUCGAUGAACAGUGCCAUCAUUUUUGCUGUGCGCGUUCCACUGAAGAUCCUCUAUCUUACACUCAACCCAGUGACAACCAUCGUUUGCUGAACUCGUCAACACUCCCACUGUUGCAGGGAUGGAAAGAGGAAUCGUGAUAAAAGAUGACUGGCCGGGUCACAGUCUGGACCUGUUCACCUACCCAGAGCACUACCACGAGGACAUGGAGAGUGUCUACAUUCCACACGGGGUGAUCAUGAACAGGAUCGAGCGGCUGGCCCACUACGUCAAGGACGACUUCGGGGACGACGGCAUCAUGGUGCUGUGCGUCCUGAAGGGGGGCUACAAGUUCUGCUCGGACCUGGUGGAGUUCAUCAAGGUGCUCGGCCGCAACUCCAACAAGUACACGGAGACGCGCGUGGAGUUCAUCCGCCUGAAGAGCUACCUGAAUGACCAGUCGACAGAGGACCUGCACAUCAUAGGAAGCAGAGAUCUGUCCUUUCUGCGUGGAAAGAGCGUGCUCAUUGUCGAGGCCAUCGUCGACACGGGGAAGACCAUGAAGGCCCUCCUGCAGCACGUGGGGACCUUUGAGCCCAAGAUGGUCAAGGUCGCGGGUCUGCUGGUGAAGAGGGUGCCUAACAUGGCCCAACACUUGACGGACUAUGUCGGAUUCGAGAUCCCCAACCGCUUCGUCGUGGGCUACGCGCUGGACUACAACGAAUACUUCCGUGACCUGAACCACAUCUGUGUUAUCAGCAAGACUGGAAAAAUGAAGUACAAGAUUUGAGAGGAAUUAAAACCUGCGAGCGAUGCCCAGUUUCACAUCAGCGGCACAGAACUUUCCACAAGUAUUUUUUUUUAUGUGUUUCAGAAAAGGUUCAAGCAAGUAUAUUUGAUAUGUCAAAACUGAAAGAAUAUCCCUUUUCUCUUUUGAAAGAACUUUAGAAUUAAAAAAACAAAACCCAUGUGAUCUAA
Scophthalmus maximus (turbot) is the source of this 1218-nucleotide messenger RNA. RefSeq names its product phosphoribosyl transferase domain containing 1a (gene prtfdc1a). The record is from RefSeq and is a predicted model, not a curated record. Gene Ontology annotation, molecular function: magnesium ion binding; hypoxanthine phosphoribosyltransferase activity. NCBI's taxonomy places the organism in Eukaryota, Metazoa, Chordata, Actinopteri, Pleuronectiformes, Scophthalmidae. Gene Ontology annotation, biological process: purine ribonucleoside salvage; IMP salvage; GMP salvage. The transcript is spliced from 9 exons. The coding region runs from base 383 to 1030 and encodes 215 amino acids.